AUGUGCUUUUUCCUCUCCGCUUGUCUGAAUGUGUUGCAGGGCUCCCAGUACGAGCUGAAAGAUAAUCCGGGUGUCCACCCUGCUACUUUUGCUGCCCACACUGCCCCCGGCUAUUAUCCCUAUGGACAGUUCCAAUACGGGGACCCGGGACGGCCCAAAAAUGCCACUCGGGAGAGCACCAGCACCCUCAAGGCCUGGCUCAACGAGCACCGCAAGAACCCUUACCCCACCAAGGGCGAGAAGAUCAUGCUGGCCAUCAUCACCAAGAUGACCCUCACCCAGGUCUCCACCUGGUUUGCCAACGCCCGCCGGAGGCUCAAGAAGGAGAACAAGGUGACCUGGGGCUCCAGGAGUAAGGACCAAGAAGAUGCAAACCUCUUCGGGAGUGACAAUGAGGGGGACCCCGAGAAGAACGAAGAUGAUGAGGAAAUUGACCUGGAGAGCAUAGAUAUAGAUAAAAUCGAUGAGAACGAUGGGGAGCAGAGCAAUGAGGAAGAGGAGGAGAAGCCUGAGCUCCUGAGACAAAGCAGUGAAGAGGAGCACUUGGAAAAGGAAAAGGAUUUGGCACUGUCAGGGUCUGAAGGGCUGAAACCCAAAGAUGCACUGGCCAUGGUGAAGGAAGCCUCUGACAACAGCACCAGAAUUAUCAGUCCCGGGGGACCGAACAAUUUACAGAUGCCAUCUCACAGCAAACCCAAGAUUUGGUCUUUGGCAGAGACAGCAACCAGUCCUGAUGGUGCCCUGAAAUCUUCUCCUCCUCCACCCCCUCCUCCCCAGGUUAACCACACUUCUCCUCAGAUCCAGCACCCUGCUUUUCUCCCUAGCCAUGGACUCUACACAUGUCAGAUUGGCAAAUUUCACAACUGGACAAAUGGGGCGUUCCUCACUCAGAGUUCCCUGCUAAACGUGAGGUCUUUUUUGGGAGUAAAUCACCACCAUGCUGCUCAUCACAAUCACCACCUCCAGGCCCAGCAACCAUCUUCUGUUUUAACAGCAACCCUGGGAGCUCUAAGCAGUGAAAAACCUUCAGAGAGGACCAGUCCCAAACACAUAGAAAGAGAAAAUGUACCAAGAACUGACUCCCCACCCCAGCCGCUAAAAUCGCCCUUCCAGCCCGUCCGUGACAACUCUUUGGCUCAGCAAGAGGGAACACCGAGAAUUUUAACAGCUCUCCCUUCUGCUUGAUUAAAUGAUUUGGUGAAAAAAUAUUACAGAGACUGGUAUUAAGGACAGAGAAAAAAAAAGGAAACGGUAUAAACGACUCCCAUCAAUCUCUUUUUGCAAUAAGGUGGUGCAAAUCCAUAAAAGUGAUUACACAAAUCUGUAGAUGGAUCCCCUUCCUCAUUGUACCAUUUCAGAUCGUGUUAUUCUAACCAUUCUUGGAUUAUUGGUUUCGUAAAUGUUUCCCAUGUGUUUGUGGGGGUUUUUUGUUUGUUUUUGGUUUUGUUUUUGGUUUUUUUUUUCUGUAUAUAGAGUGAUUUCAGAUUGUAAAUAACACGUCAGCAAAACUUGUCUAAAUCAUAUAUUUUUGUCUAAUAAACUAAAUGAAAUUAUGAACUUUCUUCAGGUAUGUAUUCUGUUGCUGCAGAUCUUAUAC
Messenger RNA from Manacus vitellinus (golden-collared manakin), 1597 nucleotides. It is a transcript of the gene IRX1, whose product is annotated as iroquois homeobox 1. Gene Ontology annotation, cellular component: nucleus. Gene Ontology annotation, molecular function: DNA-binding transcription factor activity, RNA polymerase II-specific; RNA polymerase II cis-regulatory region sequence-specific DNA binding. Bases 1 to 1185 code for a protein of 394 amino acids. NCBI's taxonomy places the organism in Eukaryota, Metazoa, Chordata, Aves, Passeriformes, Pipridae. The transcript is spliced from 3 exons. The record is from RefSeq and is a predicted model, not a curated record. Gene Ontology annotation, biological process: cell development; neuron differentiation; regulation of transcription by RNA polymerase II.